GAGUUGAAACUUCACGCCUGAAUACAGACCCAGAAGAUCUUCGACGGCAAAGAUCGAUCAAAGAAAUCAAAGAUGGUCUGUGUCGCUUGUUUGUUGCCGCUCUUCCUUAUCCCGAUCGUAAACCUAUUGCCAGUUCUGUUUGACAUUAUCAUGGCAAGGGUGUAUAGAAUUUUAGGGUGGGAGUACCGGAAGCCGGAGCGGGCACCAGCAGCAUGUCCUUAUAAACCUGUUGCUAACAAGACCAAUGAAAGUGUUACAGGAGAGCAUAAUAACCCUACGGCUGCUGAUCUUGCUCAUAAGGCAUUGCCAGCAGACUCUAACGGGAAACUUGAUUGAAGUUGAUUUCUUUCUCAAUGGCAUAUAUCUAAAGUUCCUUUGUAAGUGUGUUUUAAUAUUCCAAAUUCUGUCUGAUUGCUUUCUUAACUUACCGCUCAUGUAUACCAUUAUCUCAUCUUAAACUUGCAAGAUCUACUAAUUUCUAAACGGUUGUUUGGUUCACGCAUGAGAAUGAGAAUGAGAAUGAGAAUGAAAGGAAUUUUCACU
This is a messenger RNA of Cynara cardunculus var. scolymus (artichoke), 543 nucleotides long. RefSeq lists its product as uncharacterized. The record is from RefSeq and is a predicted model, not a curated record. The coding region runs from base 73 to 336 and encodes 87 amino acids. The transcript has 4 exons. Lineage: Eukaryota; Viridiplantae; Streptophyta; Magnoliopsida; Asterales; Asteraceae.